AUGUCCCUGCCCGUGCCCAUCACAGAAGCACUGGCAGUGGGUUACGGCCAUCCUGCACCCGGUGACCUUUUUCCUGUCACCACAGAGGCCCCCUGGUGUGCUGCUCCAUCGCUGUCUCCUCUCAUCAGGCGGUGGGUUAGGGCCGUCCUGCACCCGGUGACCUUUUCCGUCACCACAGAAGCCCCUGGUUUAUCUCAGGGGCCGUCGGCCGUGCAGAGAAAGAUCCUGAGGCGGAAUCAAGCUGAUGACAAAGAGCCCGACUCUAAGGAGAGGUACCAGCCAGAGUGCGGGGUGGGGCGAGCAGCCAGGCAGGUCACCUUCACCACGAGAGAUGUCGUAUUGGAAAAGCUCCAUGAGUGUAACGCUGACAUCACCAAUGAGAACGGACGCUGGUCCUACAGAACCAAUGCCCUGACCCUGAACAGCCGCAGGAAACGCCAGUGCUUCUACCAGUCGAGUGCCAGCUUCCACCUAGAGAAGGGCUGGUGGACGGCUGGUGCUGGCCAGGCCCUGCCCGCAGCCUCUGCCAGCAUCGCUGGUGGGGACCCACAGCUCUGCAGACCAGAGGCUUAUGACACGGUGCUCAGAGAAACAGCGUAUAAGUAG
Molecule: messenger RNA, 606 nt
Organism: Rangifer tarandus platyrhynchus (Svalbard reindeer)
Lineage: Eukaryota; Metazoa; Chordata; Mammalia; Artiodactyla; Cervidae
Source: the annotation of a GenBank genome assembly